UUUCUGGCACGAGGGCCGAGCCAGUACUUGAGAAAUUAUUUUCGGAUUCAAAUUUUUAAACCAAGGAGGAAUGCGUUUUGUGGACGAUCUGACGUAAUCACCCCCCGCUCUCGUUCUCAGCUGAGAGUCUAUUGGUGGGCUGUCGUCUCGCGAUGCUUGUGUAACCAAUUGCAGCGUAGCAACCGCGAGUUAAACCGAGCUUUGUUUUCCCUGUCGGCAGUCGAGCGACGUGUGUUGCUUUUGGAUUGUGUCGCUUCGGCUGAGCGCUGUCCUCUUACAGUAGUUUAAUAAAGUCAGCAGCGAGAAACUGCCGUUGACUUGAACCCGGUCGAGGCUUCGAAAUGGAAAACGUCGCAGUUUCCAAACGAAACCGCACCUUUAAGAAAGCAAACAAGGAAAACACCCAGUCUUCAAAUGGAAGCAAGUGCUCCAUCAGAAGAGACAAAACAUCCGCUGCGCCCUUCCAACUGACCAAUAUAAAAAAUGAGGAUACCAAACACGGUCCCCUUAAACCCAAAGCGGACCCCCAGUCCACAUCUGGGGAGGCUCUGAAAAGGGGGAAGGCGGCGCAGAAGGAGGCUAAAAGAGUCGCUUCUAGUGUCAAACCACGUCAGACACACAGCCGGGCCUUCCUCUGCCAGCAGACUGUGAAACACAAAGCAGAAGUUGCAAAAGUUGCAGAAGCUCCAAAGCCACUGGCCGCUGGGCCGCCAUCAAAAUCUGCUCUCGGCAUGUACCGAGGCAAGAUUGUGCAGUCAAAAAUUGGAUCCAUUUGGAAGCCAACCGCUGGUGGAGCAGACCUCAAAGCGGGGGAUCAAAAUGUGAUGAGACGCAGGUCCAAGUCGCUCGCUGACCUGCAGACGAGCUCCAGGUCAGCGAUGGAUAGACCGCCUCAGGUGACCAAGCCCGCUGUCGUCAGCCGUCCUGCUGGAGUCCAGACUGCUCGCCGUCCUGCCAGAGUCGUCUCCGAAACACUCGCCAGCUCCAGAAACGCCAACGUGGCUCCCGUCCAGGGAGGUGGGACUUGCAGAUCAAAGCCAAAGAUGCUGGCAACAAACAGGCAGGUCAACAAACCGCCUGUCUCAAGUGCCCGCAGUCAGUACAGAUUCACCAUGGAGAAUGCCGAGGAGAGGAGAGCGAAACUGGCCGAUUGGCUGGCCUCCAAGGGCAAGACCUUCAAGAGACCAGCAGCGGCGGCCGCGGAAACCUCUAAAACCAGAGGCCCCGCGAAAGCUAACGUAGAUCUAAAUCCUCAGGCUCGGCCGGCUGCACGGAGACAGCCUGAAGCCCGACUGGUAGCUUGCAAGCCAGAGUCUGAGGGGGCUUCGUUAGAAACGCAAAGCCAAACGGCACCGGCGAUCAUGAACAUCACUCUGGACCUGCUCGAAAACUCUGACGUUGACCCGCAGGACAGCGUGGAUGAUAUCGUGGUAAACCUUUGUGAUGUUUUGGAAGCCCUGGCGAUGCCCUCAGGCUCUGAAGAGCUUUCACAGGCGACGAAUGUUAGCAGCGAUGCACAAAUGGAGGACAGCAAACCACAUUCUGAGUGCAUCGUAGACGGGGCGCAGCAGCAGAUGUCUGAGACCGUUGCACAAGUGAAGGAUGGAGUAGAGGAAAGUGAGGAAGGAGAGAGCGACGAGGAGUGCGUGAUGGCGACCUCGCCACAGAUGGCAGGCGCUUCAGUGAUAAAGUACAGUGUGAAGACCACCCCAUACCUGCAGAGUGUCAAGAGGACAAUUGAAGAGGAGGCCAGCACAAGCAGGUCCAGGAGAAAGAGCAGCAUUAAAGAUCUGAAGUUCCUCACACCGGUUCGCCGGUCCUGCCGCAUCGAGCGGAACGCCUCCCGCCUGCCCCCGAUGCUGGUGGAUCCGGAUCCUUGCGUGUCGUCCUUGGCUGAGCUGCUGAAGCUGGACGACAAUCCCAACGCCUACAUCUACAGAAAAAACCACGCCCUCCCAGAGGAGCAGGCGGACCGGACGGCGGGGGGCUCCGGAAAUGUUUAAAACAAAUCUUAAAUGUACGAGACCACAGCUAAUGGACACUUUACUAAUGUUGAAAAGCAGUUUAAUAAUUAAAUGUUAUUGUAUUGGGAGGGAAACAUUAUUCCGGUCUAGCGAUUGCGUUUAGACUGUCCCUUAAUACUAAUCAUUUUAAUAUAACUUGAUGACUUUUGUAUUGUCUAUUGUAAUAUCUUUAUCCUACACAUGACAUACUGUAGAUAUAUGAAUAACACAUUGAGCAAGAACACUGAAUAAAGCAAAGGAACCAUA
Molecule: messenger RNA, 2270 nt
Organism: Gasterosteus aculeatus aculeatus (three-spined stickleback)
Lineage: Eukaryota; Metazoa; Chordata; Actinopteri; Perciformes; Gasterosteidae
Product: cytoskeleton-associated protein 2
Biological process (GO): negative regulation of microtubule depolymerization
Cellular component (GO): microtubule cytoskeleton
Source: RefSeq, a predicted model, not a curated record